Alosa alosa (allis shad) is the source of this 6006-nucleotide messenger RNA. RefSeq names its product ArfGAP with SH3 domain, ankyrin repeat and PH domain 1a (gene asap1a). Gene Ontology annotation, molecular function: GTPase activator activity; protein binding. The record is from RefSeq and is a predicted model, not a curated record. NCBI's taxonomy places the organism in Eukaryota, Metazoa, Chordata, Actinopteri, Clupeiformes, Clupeidae. The transcript has 32 exons. Gene Ontology annotation, biological process: positive regulation of GTPase activity. Bases 184 to 3729 code for a protein of 1181 amino acids. Gene Ontology annotation, cellular component: cytoplasm.
UGUCGAGCAACGGGUAUUCGAUUCGCAGCUGAUGUAGGCAACCCUUACUUGGAUUGAGCCAAACAAGUGAAGCAUGGUACAUUCUGCAAAGCCAUAUCUGAACAGUUUACUUGUUUCCGAAUUUCUGGAAGUAUUACAACUGGAAAAAACUGCCGCGGUCUCGAUUUUGCUGUACCCACGGUCAUGAGGUCCUCUUCAUCGCGAUUAUCGAGUUUUUCUUCCAGGGAUUCUCUUUGGAAUCGGAUGCCGGAUCAGAUAUCGGUGUCCGAGUUUCUCUCGGAGACAACGGAGGAUUACAACUCCCCCACUACAUCAAGCUUCACCACCCGAUUGCAGAACUGCCGAAACACGGUCAACGUCCUGGAAGAGGCGUUGGAUCAGGAUCGCACCGCCCUGCAGAAGGUCAAGAAGUCUGUCAAAGCCAUCUACAACUCGGGUCAAGACCAUGUGCAGAAUGAGGAGAACUAUAGCCAGGCGCUGGACAGGUUCGGCAGCAACUUUAUCAGCCGGGACAACUCUGACCUGGGGACGGCCUUCAUCAAGUUUUCCGGCCUCAUCAAGGAGCUGGCCGCACUGCUCAAGAACCUGCUCCAGAGUCUGAGCCACAAUGUGAUCUUCACCCUGGACUCUCUGCUGAAAGGGGACCUAAAGGGAGUCAAAGGGGACAUAAAGAAGCCCUUUGACAAAGCCUGGAAGGACUAUGAGACCAAGUUCACAAAGAUUGAGAAGGAGAAGAGGGAGCACGCCAAGCAGCACGGAAUGAUCCGGACAGAGAUCACCGGCGCUGAGAUCGCAGAGGAGAUGGAGAAGGAGCGGCGCAUCUUUCAGCUGCAGAUGUGCGAGUAUCUGAUCAAAGUAAAUGAGAUCAAGACUAAGAAGGGAGUUGACCUGCUUCAAAACCUCAUUAAGUACUACCACGCUCAGUGCAAUUUCUUUCAGGACGGUUUGAAAACGGCUGACAAGAUGAAGCAAUACAUCGACAAGCUCGCUGCUGACCUCUACAAUAUCAAGCAGACUCAGGACGAGGAGAAGAAGCAGCUGACCGCUCUGAGGGACCUUCUCAAGUCGUCUCUGCAGCUGGACCAAAAAGAGUCUAGGAGAGACUCCCAGAGCAAGCAGAGUGGCUACAGCAUGCACCAGCUACAGGGCAACAAGGAGUUUGGCAGUGAGAAGAAGGGCUACCUGCUGAAGAAGAGUGAUGGCCUGCGUAAGGUGUGGCAGCGCAGAAAGUGCUCUGUGAAGAACGGCAUCCUCACCAUCUCCCACGCCACGUCAAACAGGCAGCCAGUCCGGCUCAACCUGCUGACGUGCCAGGUCAAACCCAGCGGGGAGGACAAGAAGUGCUUCGACCUGAUCUCUCACAACCGCACAUAUCACUUCCAGGCAGAGGAUGAGCAGGAGUUUGUGAUCUGGAUCUCUGUGCUGACCAACAGUAAGGAGGAGGCUCUGAACAUGGCCUUUCAGGGUGGCCAGAGCACCGGAGAGGACACCAUGGAGGACCUGACCAAAGCCAUCAUAGAGGACGUACUACGCAUGCCCGGCAAUGAAGCCUGCUGUGACUGUGGGGCUCCUGAGCCCAAAUGGUUGUCCACAAACUUGGGCAUCCUGACCUGCAUUGAGUGCUCCGGAAUCCACCGGGAGAUGGGGGUGCAUAUCUCCCGCAUUCAGUCCAUGGAGCUGGACAAACUAGGGACCUCAGAACUCUUGCUGGCCAAGAAUGUAGGGAAUAGCAGUUUUAAUGAGAUUCUGGAGGGGAAUCUUCCCAGCCCUUCCCCAAAGCCCACACCAACCAGUGACAUGACUGAGAGGAAGGAGUACAUCAACGCCAAGUACGUGGAGCACCGUUUCGCGCGGCGCACAGCCUCCACUGCGACAGCGCGACAGGGUGACCUGUACGAGGCGGUGCGGACGCGGGACCUGCUGGCCCUCCUCCAGCUGUACGCGGACGGCGUGGAGCUCACUGACCCCUUCCUAGAGGCAGGCCAGGACCCUGGGGAAACCGCUCUACACUUUGCUAUCCGAACAGCAGACCAAACGUCUCUUCACCUGGUGGAUUUCCUCGUCCAGAACAGUGGGACUCUGGACAGGCAGACUGACAGUGGGAACACAGCUCUCCACUACUGCUGCCUUUAUGAGAAACCUGAAUGUCUCAAGCUGCUACUCAGGAGCAAGCCAGCCAUUGACAUUACCAACCAGAGUGGAGAGACUGCUAUGGACAUAGCCAGGAGGCUGAAGAGCUCCCAGUGUGAAGAGCCACUUAUGGAGGCUGCUGCAGGCAAGUUCAAUCCGCAUGUUCACGUGGAAUAUGAGUGGAACCUGCGUCUGGAGGAGAUCGAUGAGAGCGAUGAUGACCUGGAUGACAAGCCCAGCCCGGUGAAGAAGGAGCGGUCUCCUCGGCCGCAGAGCUUCUGCCACUCGUCCAGCGUGUCCCCCCAGGAGAAGCUGUCCCUGCCGGGCUCCCUGGGCCACCGCGACAAGCAGAGGCUCUCCUACGGGGCCUUCGCCAACCCCGUCUACAGCACCUCCACCGACACACCGGCCUCUCCCGGCGCAGAUGGACCCACCCUGGUGGGCAGGAGUUCAAGUAAAGGUCCCUCCUCCGGACCCCCCACCUCGCUGCCCCUGGGCUCCCAGUCGUCGGGUGGAGGAAGUGGCACCCUGUCCAAGAAGAGGGCCCCACCCCCUCCCCCGGGGCACAAGCGCACGCAGUCCGACCCCCCCAGCCCUGUGCUGGCCGGCCCGCAGCAGAGCAAAGGCAGUGAGUCCACUCCUCCACCCACCAAUAGGACUUCACCCGCUAACAAGUUUGAGCAGCAGCAGAGCACUACAUCCAGCAACACAAAAUCCACACUUGGUCCAAGGGUUUUACCUAAACUACCUCAGAAAGUGGCGUUGCGGAAGAUCGACACGAUCCACCUCCCCUCAGUGGACAAGCCAGGAGGCCCGGGCCCCGAGGUCCUUCAGAAGCCACUGCAGUCUGUGGAGAGCAGAGGCUCACAGCCGGCCGAGAGACCUCAGCCUGCAGAGAGACAUCCGCCUGCAGAGAGGCCCCAGCCUGCUGAAAGACCCCAGCCAGGGGAGCUGCACCCUAAACCCCAUGUGUUGGACCUCCCACCGAAGCCCCAGCUCUCAGACCUCCCUCCCAAGCCCCAGCUCUCAGACCUGCCCCCAAAACCCCAGCUCUCAGACCUCCCUCCCAAGCCCCAGCUCUCAGACCUGCCCCCAAAACCACAGCUGUCCGACCUUCCCCCGAAACCGCAGCUCAAGGACCUCCCGCCCAAGCCCCAGCUGGCUGACAUGCCUCCGAGACCCUCGCCCUCAGAGACCCCCGCAGCCAGGCAAGCCCAGCACGAGGAAGCCGCCGCGACCACACCGACACCCAGGCAGCAGCAGCAGCAGCAGCACACAGCAGAAGCACAGUCCUCCGGCCAGCAGGAGGAGUUCUCUCCCAGGCAGGCCAGCGAGGACACCAAUGGAGCACCUGCAGGGACAGUGGAGAUGCCAGUGCCGCUGCCACGCAAGCUCAGCACGGUCAAGACCAAAGUCAAGCGGGUGAAGACCAUCUACGACUGCCAGGCGGAUAACGAUGAUGAGUUGACCUUUGCAGAGGGAGAGGUCAUAGUGGUGACUGGAGAGGAGGAUCAGGAGUGGUGGAUUGGACACGUAGAAGGCCAACCCGAGCGGAAAGGGGUAUUCCCCAUGUCCUUUGUGCACAUUCUGUCUGACUGACAGUGUGACCGAACAGUGUGAGGCCUCUCUCUUUCUCUCUCUCUCUCUCUCUCUCUCUCUCUCUCUCUCUCUCUCUCUCUCUCUCUCUCUCUUUCUCUCUCUCACUAGCACAAGCCCUCUCAUUGGCCUCCCACUGGAACUGUGGGCAUAGCCUCUGUACAUAGCUGCUGGAACCCAAACCAAGUCUUCAAGAGCCUGAGACUCAUCCAAGGUGUCAGUCCAGCCUCCCUGCACCUGAAAAGGGUUUAAAUAUGUAUACCAAGUAUGUGUUGUUAAAAUUAAUAAAUGAAAACUGUUAUCCUGCCUACCAGUAUUACCGUAGCCAUAGCGACCCGGCAUGCUGCCAAAACAGGGUUUGCGGUAGCUAUCCAUCGGAAUCUAGCACUUAACAUUUUUCAGUGUAUGCUGUAAACUGUAUGUACGUAUGUGUGUAUACAUAUAGAAGCGAUACGUAUGUCCAUUUCAAACUUGUGUACAUGUACAUAAGAUAUGCACACAUGUUAGUAUAUUUAUGUACCCAUGCACAUCCACUACUGUGUAGCUCUACAGUAUACCACAGCUAACCAGCUGUGCAAGCUGGGAUGUCUGCUCCUUUCAGUUCUGUGGUUUAAAAUAUUGUCUCAAGUAAUCCUAAGAAAGUUCACAUAGGGCCAUUAAGAUUGAAUUAAAUUAAAAUGAAUAUAAAUAUAUAUAUAAAAAUAAAAUGUAUUAUCAAAGUGCUUCAAAAUUCCCACAUGUAAUUAUAGUGGCAUGCUGACCAGGGAAGAAAAUUAACUAUUAUAUUGGAUUUUUAAUCUCUUUAACAUCUCAUAACUCAUAUCCUCUAAACAUGUGAUAAAAUAACAUGAACCACUCAAAGCUUAUCUGGCUUCGUUGCUUGCUUGGUAGUAUUCAGAUGACCAUUCCCUCACUGUAGUGGAUUUUACUGUGUGGUCGAUGGUGCUUCAGCUUCAUUGCUGACCUCAGUGUUGAUCAUUGUGAUCAUUUGGCAGCCCGUACUGCUCUGAUCUCCCUGCAUCCAUUUUCGCAAACCCGCCAAACUGAUGUCAUAACGUGUCCCUGGGGAUGGCUCUAUGUUUCUUGCUAAGGGGUUCUGUUUGGUUCGUUACAACAAGCAUUAACCCUCUGGACAUUAAUGGUAAUGCUUGAAAAACACUGGAAAGCUCACUGGUUUUGACCGUAGGCCUUCCACAACUAACACAAAACCCCUUGACGCAUAGGGUGGUUUUAUUGUGCGGCAUCCACAAUGCAAGGCAGGUACCCACAAUGCAAGGCAGGUACCCACGCUCACGUUUGUUCAGUGCAGGACGUUUAUUUUUUAUUUUUUUAUUUUAUUUUGGUCUCUGGUCAAACUAUACUGUGGAAUGUUUUGUGUUACAUUUUUUUUACAGUUGUCUAUUUUGGUGUGAGAUUUGUUUUUGCAUUCCUGUUUGUUUGGCUUUAUUUGUCUGAGAUUGCAGCAGCGAGUGACAGAAGUUUCAGGAUGACUGAGAAUGACCUCGCUGCUGCCUUUCAGUGUGGCACCAGGCGGGGAGACUGGCUCACACUUUAGGUUCUAUAACAAGUGGUUGGUGUAGUGACAAGAGACAGUGUAUUGGAGAAUGCUUCCUGUAGUCAGUUUGAUGUUUAAGAUAUUUCAAGUGUAGGCAUUUGGUGGGUCAGUAAGAAAGGGAGACACGUACUACCCUCUUAGUGUUGAAAAAAUAAAAUAAAAAAAUACUCUGUUGAAUAGGCUGCCAGCACAAUUUCUAUAACUAAUGGGUAUAAACCACAUAAACAACAGUAACAAUAAAAGAACCAACAUGACAAAAGUUUUUAGAUCCAUCAGCUACUGUGGUGCUCUGCUUAAUAAAACAGUACCUUUUGAAAAUGUGUAUUUGUCACUGAUGUACCAUUCCUGUAUUGUGUAAAAAAAAAAAACUUCACAAUGAGCCCAUUAUUGGACCAAACGUGUGCCAGUAUUGUUUUAAAGAAGACAUAGGCUUUUCACUACCAGAGACUGAUGAUACAUCAACCUUUGUUCAAUAUGUGUCAUUCAUUUAGGUUAUGUUGGAUCCAGUACAGUGAAAUCAAUGGUCUGUGUGGCUAGAAUUGUUUUACAUGUUUUGUUGUGAAAGAAACUGAAUGAAUCCUAUAUUGUUUUAUUAGGAUGCACGAUUUAUUUCCAUGCAGUCCCAUUCCUUUGAUUUGUCUCUGUGUUUGCUGCACUGUAUGUUUAGUCGAGAAGGAAAUUGCAUUUCGGUUGAGUACAGUAAUAAAGAAUUUACGUUGAAAGCA